Molecule: messenger RNA, 674 nt
Organism: Labrus bergylta (ballan wrasse)
Lineage: Eukaryota; Metazoa; Chordata; Actinopteri; Labriformes; Labridae
Source: RefSeq, a predicted model, not a curated record
AACCGCAAAGGUGGUGCAAUACUGCUGAGUGACAAGGAGUUGGUCAAGAAAAAGAGAGGUGCCCUAGAUUUUUGUUCUUCCGAGGGAGUCAUUGCUGUGAAGUGGUACGACAGUAAGUGUGUCAACUUGCUUAACAAUGCAUGUGGGGUAGAGCCGCUGUUUUCAGUGAAAAGAUUCUCAAAGGAUGCACGACAGGAGGUUGACAUGCCAUGCCCGUCCAUUAUCCUGGCCUACAAUCAAGCCAUGGAGGGCAUCGACCUCUCAGAUAUGCUGGUGCACCUCUACAAAACACCAAUGAAGUCAAUGCGCUGGUACAUUCCCUUGUUUGGGUACAUCAUUGAUGUGAGCAUUGCUAAUGCAUGGCUUAUCUACAAGAGGGACUGCAACCUUCUCAAGGAGAAGCCAAUGCCUCUCAAGAAGUUUAGUCUCUCCGUCGCAGCUGCACUCAAGAAAGCCAACAAGUUGCCAGCCAGGGCUGGCCAGUCCGUCACCCUAAGUCCUGAGUUCUCCAGCCCACCAAGCAGGUCCGCUAUGACGGCAUCGGACACUGGCCAACAUUUGGCAGUCAGAGAGGGAGGUGCGACUUCUGCAAAGGUGGAGUGUCGCGAUGGCGGUGUUCCAGGUGUGGAGAUGGCAAGUUGUUCCUUUGUUUGAACAACAAAAAGCAGUUCUUU